UCUCAAAAGUCAUUGAUUGACAUCAAAAUUAUAUUUGGAAUACGUCCCGUCCCUAUAGUGGGCAAUGCUCGACGACAGUCUCCGCUAGAGACUCGGGGAGACCGUCACUGGCGCCAUGGAGGCCCUGCGGCAACGUUUUGGGAAGUGGGGGGGCAAAAAGACACCCCGCCCCGGGGGCGCAAGAGCGGCCAGCAGGUCCUUAUCAAGGUCCACCACCGCGGCCAGCAGCAGGUCCAUCUCUCGACAAACGACCAUGUCGUCAGUUUCGACAACCAGGCGGCGGAAGACCACGAGGCACACCAAAGCCAGAGCUGUGGCUUUCGACCACAAUAAUUUCACGGUGACUGGGGGCAAGGGGAAGAAAAGAAUGUCGAGUGCGAAGACGUCGCCCACGAGGACGUCGGCCGUGGAUUAUAACAUCGCGAAACGCGGCAUGACCGUGGUGGAGAUGAUCGUGCCAAUCAGGGACUCAUUGGAGGGUAAAUACAAGUGUAGCGCGACACACGAGGGCCGCAAGGUCCUUCAGGAGAAGCUGCGGGUCCAUGUGGACGCGCUCUUUAAUAUGCUGUUCUCAGCUACGUCGCCCUUCUUCCAGAAAUUUCACGAAAUGCGAAAUUCGACGGAUCUGAAGUUGGGCGCGUGGCGAAAGAAUGCCGCAGGUCAAAACGAGCGCGUCAUCACGGUCACUGUCGCCCUGAAGGGCAACGUCGGCCCCAAGGUAGCGAAAGUCACCGAGACGCAGACCCUGCGCGACUGCUGCCGCCCCGGUAAGCUGUACUCCAUCGACGCGACCAGCGUCAAUGCGGAAAUUCCGUAUGCGGACUCCUUCAUGGUCGCCAUGCACCUGUGCCUGCUCGGCACCCCCGAGGGACACACCAAAAUCCAGGUCCUGGCCCAAGUCAAGAUAAUCAAGCCUGUGUGGGCAGUGGUCCAGUCGUUCAUCGAAAAGCACACCUUCGCCGGAGUCGAGGAGUUCUUUCAGUCGCUCUACAGUGCGCUGGUCAAGGAUCAAAGGAGGACCACAACGUUACCUGCCAGUGGUUCCACUUAUUAGAGCGGACAGUUGCCCAUAAAUACUUUUGCUGUUAG
Molecule: messenger RNA, 1089 nt
Organism: Drosophila obscura
Lineage: Eukaryota; Metazoa; Arthropoda; Insecta; Diptera; Drosophilidae
Product: protein Aster-B
Exons: 1
Coding region: 116-1054 (312 amino acids)
Biological process (GO): intracellular sterol transport
Cellular component (GO): plasma membrane; endoplasmic reticulum-plasma membrane contact site; endoplasmic reticulum membrane
Molecular function (GO): sterol binding; sterol transfer activity
Source: RefSeq, a predicted model, not a curated record